GGAGCGGCACGCCGCGCUGGAUCAACAACACACACACACACACACGCUGACGGACGCACGCACGGAGGCGCGCACACUACCGAAUCACAGACGCUCUCGUGUGUGUCUUUUUUUUUGUGUUGUUGUUGUUGUUGCAAAUAAUCAUCAUUAUAGCGAGUGAGAAAUAACCGAGGUUGUGGAGAAGGAAGAAGACGAAGAAGAAGUCACCUCUCUGCAGCCGGGAGGCUUUGAGGAAACGACAAAAGCGAGUCAUCAUGUGAAAGAACUUAUGUGGGAAGCGGACAAAAGGAGCUGGAAUACGAGCAGAAUAGAAAGUAAAAGGGACGCCCUCCCCGUGCUCCACCGAACCUGCCAAUCAUCUAUCUGACCUCGCAUCUUUCUGACUGAUAAGUGAUGUAGAUGUGUCCGCACGCUACUCGUGGAUAAAUGAUCACUAAUCACCCCCCGAAGAUGAAGGACAAAUCUGGCGUGAGCGGAAUGUCCGUGGAUGAGAAGCCUGAAGCCCCCAUGUAUGUGUAUGAGUCGACGGUUCAUUGUACCAAUAUCCUCCUCUGCCUCAACGACCAGCGGAAGCAGGAUAUCCUGUGCGAUGUGACUGUCCUGGUGGAGGGCAAGGAGUUCCGAGGGCACCGGGCCGUGCUGGCUGCCUGCAGCGAGUAUUUCCUCCAGGCACUGGUGGGCCAGGCGGAGAAUGGCUUGGUCGUUAGCCUUCCUGAAGAGGUCACUGCCAGGGGAUUCGCCCCAUUGUUGCAGUUUGCCUACACUGCUAAGCUGUUACUCAGCAGAGAAAACAUCCAGGAGGUCAUCCGCUGUGCCGAAUUCCUGCGCAUGCACAACCUCGAGGACUCAUGCUUUCGCUUCCUGGAAGCUCAGCUACGCAGUGAGGAGGACGGCUUGCUGCUUUGCCACAAGGUGGCGGCGGAGGCAAACAACUCAGAGGAUGAGAGCAUGCAGUCAGAGGCAGAAAGGCCCACCUCCCCCAGGGCACUGCAUUGUGCAGAUGCCAUCACCUCCUUUCGACGUCCCGACGACGAUCGGCUAGCAAUGGCUUUGCCCAGUAACUUCACGGAUGGCCGACUGGACUUUGAUCGACACGGAGCCUCAGAUCUGCCACGAUGCCCCAAGUACAGGAAAUACCAGUGGGCUUGCAACAAGCACAAUAAUGACACCUCCUCACACACCAGUACCUCAGGUUUUCCAAGCACAUUAAAGGAGAGCAGCGUUAGCGGGGCAGUGCCAGGUCAGGGCAGGCUGCCUUUGGCACAGAUCAAAGUUGAACCACAGGCAGAGGAAGAGGCCAUUUCAUUGUGCCUGUCAGGGGAUGAGCAGGACGUCAGGGAGAAGGACAGCGUGAUAGCCAUGGAGAUGGAUAACCCCAUAUCUGUGGAAAGAACCAAGAGAACCAAGUCCCCCACCUGCCUCCGAGCCUUCUUCAAGAAAGGGGCGGACCUCCCCAGUCUGCCCAACACAUCACAGCAGCUAUUCGCCAACAGACUUGUCUGCCCCCAGGACAAAGGAAACUCUCAGGGAGAUCAUAAAAAAGACUUCAGGCCUUUCACUGGGGAGCUGGGUCUGUCUGUUACAUCCCCAAAGGAGGUGGACGGUUUCCCUGCAGGGUUGUCCCUCAAAUCCGCUUCCUGCGAUGGGGUCUGCAAACAGGAAGUUGAGCUAGACCGCCGUAGUGUCAUAUUUUCCUCAGGAGCCUGCAACCGUCUGGGAACCCCAGCGCAUUCCUACCCUGGUGGGAACUCUUUGGAGAUGGAGCUCUCUGAGCACAUGACAAAGGGCCUGUGGGCUGGAGCUAGCCAGUCCCUCCCCACCUCCCAGACCUACUCUCCCAGCACCACUUCUUCUGAGCCCCCAGUCCUGUGCCGUCCACGGCCCAACACCAGCUGCCCAGUGCCAAUCAAAGUAUGCCCACGCUCACCGCCUUGUGAGACACGCACCAGGACUUCCAGCUCCUGCUCCUCAUACUCCUAUGCGGAGGAUGGCAGCGGAGGCUCCCCCUGCAGCCUGCCCCAGUUUGAGUUCUCCUCCUCUCCAUGCUCCAAUGUGGCACGCUGCCUCAAUGUGGACCAGCAGGAGCCAAGUGUGGGAGGGGAUGCCCUUUUUAACCAGGUGCGGCCCAAGAUCAAAUGUGAGCAGUCCUACGGCACCAACUCCAGUGAUGAGUCAGGCUCCUUCUCAGAGGGAGACAGCGAGUCCUGCCAUGUGCAGGAGCGAGGGCCAGAGGUGAAGCUUCCUUUCCCUGUAGAUCAAAUCACAAAUCUUCCACGGAAUGACUUCCAAAUGUUGGUAAAAAUGCACAAACUGACCUCGGAGCAGCUUGAGUUCAUCCAUGACGUGAGGCGGCGGAGUAAGAACCGCAUCGCGGCGCAGCGCUGCCGCAAGAGAAAGCUCGACUGCAUCCUGAACCUGGAGUGUGAGAUCAGAAAACUGGUGUGUGAGAAGGAGAAGUUGCUGACGGAGAGGAACCAGCUGAAGGCGUGCAUGGGCGAACUGUGGGAGAACUUCUCCUGUCUGUCGCAGGAGGUGUGCAGGGACGUCCAGCUGAGCCCCGAGCAGGUCCAGUCUUUACACCACUACUGCCCCGUGCUGCGGCCCGCCAACUCCACUGCCAGCAACAACGCUGCCCACGAGCCCAAGCCUGCCCUCAGCGCCCCCAGCACCACCACCACCACCACCACCACUGCCGCUGCCACCAGCAUCGACCUCACCACCCACUCCGGCUCGGCAACGCCGGAACCCAGCUUCCACGGGUCGCCAGGCCCCUCGGAGAGCGAGCCCGACUCGGCCGUCAGAAACGGGGCGGACAAAGAUACGGACGGCCAAGACUCCAGCUUGUACACAAAGUCAGGGCUGUCCGUGGAAAAAUCCAACCAGACGGUAACGGUGGAUUUUUGCCAGGAGAUGACUGACAAAUGUACAACUGACGAGCAGCCAAGGAAGGACUGUACUAAGUAGUGGUGGUUCUCUGUAUUGUUGUUUUUGGAUUUUUUGUUUGUUUGUUUGUUUGUUUUUUUAUUAUUUAAUUUUACUCUUCUGACAAACCCUCUCUCAGGGUUGUUGAGACGGUCAGCCUCUGCCAGUGUUCACUGAAAAACAAGCUUUGUUUGUAUUUAUGUCUUUUUGUGCUGUCUAUUUUUUUUUUCUUUUUGUUUUUUUUUUUUUGAACGGUUGACACUAAAGUUGUCUUAACAGCAGCAAUACUGUUCUCCAGGUAUUCUCCUAACCAUGACAGAGUGGGAACUUCUCACCAAACCCUUACAAUGGUGCUAUACUCGCCCCGGCAGCAAACCUCUACAGUGGAGACUCUGUUCUUCAUGUGUCACACAUCACACACUCGAAGUCAAACCUCAUCGGACCUAAACAGCAGCUCUCUUUGUCUCUCUGUGUACCAACAGUAUCUCUGUUCCUGCCUUUCUCUUUUC
Molecule: messenger RNA, 3431 nt
Organism: Stegastes partitus (bicolor damselfish)
Lineage: Eukaryota; Metazoa; Chordata; Actinopteri; Pomacentridae
Gene: bach2b
Product: BTB and CNC homology 1, basic leucine zipper transcription factor 2b
Exons: 6
Coding region: 427-2964 (845 amino acids)
Biological process (GO): regulation of transcription by RNA polymerase II
Molecular function (GO): DNA-binding transcription factor activity, RNA polymerase II-specific; protein binding; RNA polymerase II cis-regulatory region sequence-specific DNA binding
Source: RefSeq, a predicted model, not a curated record